Bactrocera oleae (olive fruit fly) is the source of this 1760-nucleotide messenger RNA. Its product is annotated as tRNA (cytosine(72)-C(5))-methyltransferase NSUN6. NCBI's taxonomy places the organism in Eukaryota, Metazoa, Arthropoda, Insecta, Diptera, Tephritidae. Gene Ontology annotation, biological process: RNA methylation. The record is from RefSeq and is a predicted model, not a curated record. Gene Ontology annotation, molecular function: RNA methyltransferase activity; RNA binding.
CGUAGCAAAUGCACAAGUGUGAACGAGAAAACACUAUUACUUUCAGGAUCGAAAAUUGGAAUUUUUGUUGAAGCCGCAAAACAGCGUUCUAAUAUUAUAUUAACUUCUGUACUUAAAAACAAAUUGAUAUAUGUAUAUAAAAGUCCUUUUAAUGUUGCAAUUAAUAUUGAUAUAUGAACUGAGCACCUUUCUAAACGAAGCCGUUAAUUUACAUUAUAAUUUAUAGUAUUUUUCGAUAUUUUCUACCACAAAACGGAAGUUUAAUAAAAAAAAAAAAAUGUUUCCAAAAUCACCUUUUCUACGUAAUCCUCUUAUGGAGUCACAAAUUCUUCAGCGGAAUCCAAUUCAGCUAGAGGAGUUAAUGAAUUGGUUAUGUCGACCACCUACAAUAACAACAUAUCGCGUAAAUACGCUCCGAACCACUGUACCAGCAUUCAAGCAGAAAUUACAAGAAAUAUUAGAUGAAAGAUAUACACAUCCACCCAAAUUGUAUGAAGUACCUAGUAUUCCAGAGGUACUUUGCAUUUCACCAACAUCGUUUAACGUUGUAGAUAUGAAGCAGAAGCAGUCAGAUUUACAACGUGAGGUUGUAGUUGACAGCUGCUGUGGUGCGGCGCUACUACGCGGCGCUCAUAUCUACGCACCCGGGGUGCUUGCUAUGGAAGCAGGUACAAAAUUAAAUGAGGAGGUUUUGGUCUACACCGAUUUGGCGGGUAAAUGUAAGCAGGGUACAAAUAUUCAAUACGAUUCGGUCGAUAAAAUUUUUUUGGGCGUGGGUGUCGUACGAAUGCAACGACAUCAGAUUUUUGGACCUGCAAAAAGUAGUACUGCCGAGCCUUUGAAAGGAGUUGCAGUAGAGAUGAUUGAAACUAUUUCCGGCGUACCUACCAUUGGUGAUCUGAGCUGCAAUGAAGCUCUUCUGCAAAACUUGCCGUCUAUUGUAUGCGUACGAGUACUGAAUCCUCAACCAGGCGAACGUGUGUUGGAUAUGUGUGCGGCGCCUGGAAAUAAAACAUCGCAUAUAGCAGAGGUAAUGGGUGAUGAAGGCGAAGUAAUCGCGCUCGAUAAGGUAACUAAUAAAAUCUCUAGCAUGUUGGAAAAAAUAACGAGUUUAGCCUUGAAAAGCAUAAGCAUUUAUAAUUUCGACGCUACGAAAGCUUUCAACGCAGCUAAGGAAGCAGAAAACAAUGAACGUUUGGGCAAGCCACCUUUUGCCGCUAAUACGUUUGAUAAAAUCUUACUUGAUGCACCUUGUAGCGCUUUGGGAAAUAGACCGUUGCUCGUGUUUCCGCCGAAUAUGUCACAACGUAUGCUGGAAUCGUACCCAAAAGUUCAGCGAAAAUUAUUUUCCGCAGCAGUGCCAUUGCUAAAGCCAAACGGUGUUUUGGUUUAUAGUACUUGUACAGUGACUGAAGAGGAAAAUGAAGGCAUGGUUGCUUGGGUACUAGAUACAUUUCCACAGAUGAGUUUGGUCCCUGCAACUCCCCAUCUAGGCGACAUUGGUCUUGAACAAACCGCUCUUAGCAAUGUUGAGAGGCAAUACGUACAACGGUUUGGUCAACAAGCAAAAGAAAUCGAAGGAGUUCCCUUUGACACCGUCGGAUUUUUUAUAGCAAAAUUUGUGAAGGAAUAUUGAUUGUCAUGUGUUUAAAGACUGUAAUUUCUUUGAAUAUUAAGCAGAAAUAUAAAUACUCUGUCCGUACCAUAAGUAUUUCUUUGACUUUAAUUAAAUAUUAAAAUUAUGUUAUACUUGCUCAAAA